GGCUCCUCCUCUGCCCGUCGCUGCGCUUGGCGGCGGCGCUCACCUCGCUCCUCUGCCGCUCCCCGGUCCCCUCCGCCGCCCCGGCACAGCCGCCUGCCGGUCGCCGUCAUCACUUCACCGGCUUCUGCCCCGGUGCCCCCGCACGAGCUCGACGGCGCCCGCCCGCUUACCUUUCCACUUCGCUGCUACCGCCGCCCCUCUCGUACUGUCGUCGCCCGCCGAUCUCAUUUUACCAUCGACAACAAGCUCAUCAAGCUCCAGAUUUGGGACAUGGGACCUGAGCAUGUGUUUGAUGAAUUGACUAAGGCGCUGAAAGAUCCUGCAGAUUUUGUAGAUUUUGAUCUGCCAUCUGCGUUGAAAGAAUGGAAGCUGGGCUACUACAUACCAAUUAAGCGGAAUAUUUAUCUUACUAAGAAGCGGGUUGAAGAUGAUGGCAUUUUUUGUUCCUGCUCCCUUUCUUCUGAAUCAUCAGUUACUUGUGGAAAAGAUUGCCAAUGCGGGAUGCUGUUCUCUUGUUGUUCAUCAAACUGUAAAUGUGAGAACAAGUGUGCCAAUAAAUCAUUCCAGCUCCGACCUUUGUUCAAAACAGAAUUGAUUAAGACAGAGAAAUGCGGCUUUGGAUUGAUAGCCGAGGACGAAAUAAAGAAAGGAGAAUUUGUUAUAGAAUAUGUUGGAGAAGUUAUUGAUGACAGAACUUGUGAGGAAAGACUAUGGAAAAUGAAGAGACAACGUUACACUAACUUCUAUCUUUGUGAGGUCAGUAGCAAUAUGGUCAUUGAUGCGACAAACAAGGGGAACAAGUCCAGGUUUAUCAAUCAUAGUUGUGAACCAAACACAGAGAUGCAGAAAUGGACUGUGGAUGGACAGACCAGAGUUGGAAUUUUUGCUCUUUGUGACAUAGAGAGAGGGGAGGAGCUGACCUAUGACUAUAAAUUUGUCCAGUUUGGAGCAGAUCAAGAUUGUCAUUGUGGGUCUUCAAACUGCAGAAAAAUGGUUGGCACGUCUAAGUCGUUCAACUCAUUUGUUCUUCACAAUGGCAACUCAGGAAGCUCGCAAGAUCAGCACGACAUAAAGAAAAGAAAGACAACCUCAGAUAAUUGUAUUGGGGAGAUCAUCCGUUUAUGGGAUCGACGAGAUAAAAUGUAUGUCCCAGCAGUUGUACAUGACUAUGAUGAGUACACUGGAAUGCAUACUUUACUGCUUGAUGAAGAAACUACUGAAAAAUUUGAUAUGAGAGAGGAAGAUUGGGACUUCCUACCGCGCCCAGAAGAUCCAGAAGAAGACUGAUUGAUUAAUGAAGGAUCCUUAUGUUUGGAUACAUCCAAUUGAUUCCCAUCUCAGUAGGACCUGUCACUACCAGUGUAGACAAAUCAUCACUGGGGAAGUACUUGGUGCAACCAUCCAUCCUCAAACCAGAUUUUUUUCUGUGUGCUCCUGUCUUGUAAAUCGGUCUUCACCCUCAAAUCAGAUCGGUUUUCCUGCAUUCUCCCCCCUUUGCAAAUCAGCAGUUUUACCUCAUGUGACAUGCUCUGGCGCGGUCAAGAAGCAUAGUCGCUGCCAUUUUGUCUCCCUGUCUGGGACAGCCGGACAGCCAUGUACUCUCUCUGUACCAAAAUGUAAGAUUUUUUAUUUUAUUUUGCAUAGGGCAUAAAAAUGUCUUACAUUUUGUUAUGGAGGAAGUACAAAACACCGUCUGUCUACAGCCAAUGCUGUGAUUUGCACGAGAAGGAUUUAUUUGUACCUGAUACAAGUUCUAUCCACUCCUCUCAUAGUGAGAAGUAUAUCCACGUACCACUUUGCCAAUUUAGAGAGUUUACGACUGUAAUUGGGCUGCAUUUUG
Triticum aestivum (bread wheat) is the source of this 1840-nucleotide messenger RNA. Its product is annotated as histone-lysine N-methyltransferase ASHH3. Lineage: Eukaryota; Viridiplantae; Streptophyta; Magnoliopsida; Poales; Poaceae. The transcript is spliced from 12 exons. The record is from RefSeq and is a predicted model, not a curated record. Gene Ontology annotation, cellular component: nucleus. The coding region runs from base 271 to 1287 and encodes 338 amino acids. Gene Ontology annotation, molecular function: histone methyltransferase activity; protein binding.